This is a messenger RNA of Thamnophis sirtalis, 3246 nucleotides long. RefSeq names its product hedgehog interacting protein (gene HHIP). NCBI's taxonomy places the organism in Eukaryota, Metazoa, Chordata, Lepidosauria, Squamata, Natricidae. The record is from RefSeq and is a predicted model, not a curated record.
GCCGGCAGCAGCAGAGGAGGCAUCACGCCCGGCAGCCUGUCCCAUUUAGAACGGCAGCAGCUUCGUGUGUAUGGAACACCGCAAAGGGACUUGCGGCUUCCAUCUCGACCGUCACCUCCUUCGCUUCGCCCGCCAGCGCUGAGAACCUUCCGCCCAGGGAAGUUUACGCUCGGCGCUUGGGCAUCUCGGUUAAACCUGCGGCCGCUCUUGUCAAGUGGCGCAAACGUCCCGUGUCCGAAACUCAGCAUCUUCUUCCCUUGGCUCAGUUGGGGCGUGCGCCUGUCUGUCUGGUUGCCCGCCGGGUUUUGUUCGCUGCCCGUCCCUCAGCUGUCGCGCCUCGCUCGUUCGCCUUGGAAAGCGACCACCACCUCCCGUAUAAAAACCACAAACUCCGAGGUUUCCCUAAGGGAAGUAGCCUUGCCUCAUUGGAUUGCCUUGGGAUUGAUCACCUCAGCCGGCGCUUGAAGUCUUCCCAAGCGGCAUGGUGGGGCUAAAAAUGCUUCCAUUGAAGCUGCUCUUGGUGGCCCUGGUCCUCUGCUUCUUUGAAGGGGAAACCAAGUUUGGCGAGACCACUGCCAAGAGGAGAAGGUGCUUGAAUGGCAGCCUCCCCAGACGCCUGAAAAAGCGAGACAGGAGGCUGAUGCUCCUAGAGCCCCCCAACAGAGGGGAGCUGUUGUGCCAGGGAUUCUACCCUCGCCUGUCCUGCUGCUCCAGGGGUGAGAGGCAAGGAUUGCUCCAGAUAGAGAGCAACAAGAUCUUUUCUGUUACCAACAACACAGAAUGUGUGAAGCUGCUGCAGGAGAUCAGAUGUGCUCACUGUUCACCGAAUGCUCAGAAUCUGUUCCACUCAACUGUGAAGGAAGCAUUGGAAAGAGAACUAGCCCUUCCUUUCCUGUGCAAGGAUUAUUGCAAGGAAUUCUAUUACACUUGCAGAGGUCACAUCCCAGGUUUGCUCCAAAUUACUGCUGAUGACUUUUGUUUCUACUAUGCAAGAAAAGAUGAUGGUCUCUGCUUUCCAGAUUUUCCAAGAAAACAAGUUCGAGGACCAUCUUCUAACUAUUUGGAUCAAAUAGAAGAAUAUGGCAAAGGAGAAGAUUUAAGCAGGAAACAUAAACACAAUUGCUUUUGCCUCCAUGAAGUUGUAAGUGGUUUCAGGCAACCUGUUGGAGCAGUACAUUCUGGGGAUGGAUCACACCGUCUUUUCAUCCUUGAGAAGGAAGGAUAUGUGAAAAUAUUAACACCUGAAGGAGAUAUAGUCAAAGAACCAUUUCUGGACAUACACAAAAUUGUUCAAAGUGGAAUAAAGGGUGGAGAUGAAAGAGGGCUCCUAAGUCUUGCAUUCCAUCCCGAUUACAAAAAAAAUGGGAAGUUGUAUCUGUCCUAUACCACCAACCAAGAACGAUGGGCUAGUGGGCCUCAUGACCAUAUUCUUCGGAUAGUAGAAUACACUGUGUUCAGGAAGAAUCCACACCAAGUUGAUAUGAGGACUGGAAGACCUUUCCUAGAAGUUGCAGAACUACAUAGAAAACAUCUUGGAGGACAGCUGUUUUUCGGUGCUGAUGGGUUUUUAUAUAUAAUCCUUGGUGAUGGAAUGAUCACAAUAGAUGAUAUGGAGGAGAUGGAUGGUCUGAGUGAUUUUACAGGUUCGGUACUGCGGUUGGAUGUAGACACUGAUUUCUGCCAUGUGCCUUAUUCCGUACCACAGUCUAACCCACAUUUUAACAGCACUAAUCAGCCUCCUGAAAUUUUUGCCCAUGGACUCCAUAAUCCAGGCAGGUGUGCAGUGGAUCGCCAUCCAACAGAUGUAAAUAUUAAUUUAACAAUACUUUGUUCAGACUCGAAUGAGAAGAACAGAUCAUCAGCAAGGAUUCUUCAGAUAAUAAAAGGAAAAGAUUAUGAAAGCGAACCUUCACUUUUAGAAUUUAAGCCAUUCAGUUCUGGACCACUGGUUGGUGGAUUUAUAUACAGAGGUUGCCAAUCUGAAAGACUUUAUGGAAGUUACAUAUUUGCAGACCGCAAUGGGAAUUUUUUAACACUACAACAGAGUCCUAUUACAAGACAGUGGCAAGAAAAACCAUUAUGUAUGGGCAACAGUGGUUCAUGUCAGGGUUUCUUUGCUGGACACAUUUUAGGAUUUGGUGAAGAUGAAUUGGGUGAGAUUUACAUCUUAGCAAGCAGUAAAAGCAUGACACAAUCACAUAAUGGAAAACUCUUUAAAAUCAUUGAUCCCAAAAGGCCUUUAAUUCCAGAAGAAUGUAAAAGAACAGCAUUUCCUGCCCAGAUAUUGACAUCUGAAUGCUCAAGGCAUUGCCAAAAUGGGCAUUGUACUCCCACUGGAAAAUGUUGUUGUAAUCAAGGCUGGGAAGGUGAAUUCUGCCGAACUGCAAAGUGUGAUCCAGUCUGUCGACAUGGUGGUGUCUGCAUACGACCAAAUAAAUGCUUGUGUAAAAAAGGAUACCUUGGUUCUCAAUGUGAACAAAUGGAUAGAAACAUCCGAAGAGUGACAAGGGCAGGUAUUUUUGAUCAGAUCAUAGACAUGACAUCUUAUUUGCUGGAUUUAACCAGCUACAUUGUAUAGUUUCUGGGACUAUUUAGAGACACUACAUUUUCAAUGGGCAUAUAUUUUUGAAUCUUCUCUUUCCUUUUAUUUGUAAAGACUGUUUUCCUGCUUUGAAACUUCAAUGAUUCCUUUGGAUGUGUAAAUCUGUCUUUAUUUUCAGAAAUGUACCCAUUCACUUACAAAUAUCUGAUUGCAUAAUUAGUGGAACAUUAACAUUACAUUUUCAGGUGGAAUAAUUUACAUGGAAAUUCCACUGGAAGCUACAGAAAAUAUCACUGAUGUCAUUAUGAAUUCUUUGAUGUUCUACCAAUGUUAAUCUAUCAUUAUUUUAUUAUUGCAAUCAGAAAGGAGUUCUGAAAUUUUUGAAAUAAUUAGAAAAAAAAGUACAAAAAUGACAAAUGGAUUCAGAUGACCACUUUUCCAUCGAAUAUUACAUAUGGCCAUUUUUUUCUCCCAUUAAAACCUUUUUUUAAAGGUUAAGAAAGCUAAUAUAGCAAGAGCUACAGGUAGUCAGUGAUGGGUUUCAAAUUUUUUUACUACCAGUUUGCUUGUGUGCAUGCACAACACUUCUGCACAUAUGCAGAAGCAUCUGGAUGGGUCGGCAGAGUCUCCUGCUGCCUCUACUACCGGUUUGCCCGAAGGGGGAGCAACCCACCUCUGCAGGUAGCCCUUUCUUAACAACCACA